Messenger RNA from Striga asiatica, 1299 nucleotides. The record is from the annotation of a GenBank genome assembly. Lineage: Eukaryota; Viridiplantae; Streptophyta; Magnoliopsida; Lamiales; Orobanchaceae.
UGAACUGGGGCAAAUAUCGGGCUCAAACCCACUUUUUCGGCUCAAGUUGUGGCUGUAAAUAAAAUCUCCCUUCAAUUCCAAGACAAAAGAAACCUAUUUCAAUUCCCGCGUUCUAAUUACCUCGAAGCGAUCAACCCCAAAACAGCAUGAAGGCUCUCGAUCAGGAAGUGAAAUCUGAUUGUGGAUCAGUGGAUAGGAAAACCGGGCCCGAUGACGACGCAUUAGCUACUUCUUUUGAGAAACAAGCAGUUUCUGAUACUGAUAUGUUUGAGGAGGAACUCAAAUCUGGUUCAAUAUCUAAGAGAAAGGUAGAGCUUGAUAAUGCAUCUUUUCCCACUUCUGUUGCUAAGAAACCAGCAACCUCUGAUGCCGGCACCUCUGAUGUCGUAACUACUAUUGGGCAUGAUGAGGAGGUUGAUAUGGAUACUGACUAUCUUGUGCUUGACAAUGCACCACCCGUGUUUGAGUUAAAGUAUUGGACUACUCUUGAUACGAAUGAUGAUGAUUUGAAAGAUGAGCUUGCUAAACAUUUUGAUCGUGGAUCAGACCAAUUCAGGACAGCACUUGAUAUUCUUGGUGGUCAUCUGCAUGAUUAUAAGGCUCGAUUUGGCGGGGAUUCUGAUCAUCCUGGUGGCGGGAACGAAGUGAAAUCUGGUUCGACUUCUGAUUGUGGAUCAUUAAAUAGAAAAACCGGGCCCGAUGACGACGCAUUAGCUGCUUCUUUUGAGAACCAAGAAGUUUCUGGUACUGACAUGUUAGAGGAGGAACUCAAAUCUGGUUCAACAUCUAAGAGAAAGGUAGAGCUUGAUGAUGCAUCUUUUCCAACUUCUGUUGCUAAGAAACCAGCAACCUCUGAUGCCGGCACCUCUGAUGACGGAAUGACUUUUUUUUAUGAUGAGGAUGAGGAGGAGGAGGAUGUUGAUAUGGUUACUGACUUUGGUGCGCUUGACAAUGACCCACCCUUGUUUGAGAUAGCGUAUUGGACUACCCUUGAUACGAAGGAUGAGGAUUUGAAAGAUGAGCUUGCUAAACAUUUUGAUCGUGGAUCAGACCAAUUCAAGACAGCACUUAAAAGUAUCGGUGAUGAUCUGUAUGGUUAUAAGGCUCAAUUUAAUGGGGAUUCUGAUCAUCGUAAUGGCGGGAAGGUGUUCGUGAAAGCUACACUUCGCCACGAUGGUAGUGUUUUGCUUUCAAUCUUUAGCUGAAAAACUGUCCACUUCCAGACGGGCAUAUGCAAUCAAACCUGGUUUUGUGUAGUUAUAGCAUGUGAAUAACCUAGGAACACUUGUGCUCGACUCA